Dendroctonus ponderosae (mountain pine beetle) is the source of this 2437-nucleotide messenger RNA. RefSeq names its product ATP-binding cassette sub-family F member 3. The record is from RefSeq and is a predicted model, not a curated record. The coding region runs from base 131 to 2254 and encodes 707 amino acids. The transcript has 11 exons. NCBI's taxonomy places the organism in Eukaryota, Metazoa, Arthropoda, Insecta, Coleoptera, Curculionidae. Gene Ontology annotation, molecular function: ATP binding; ATP hydrolysis activity.
AAUGACAACCUGUCACCGAUUUUGCACGCUAAUAGUGAGGUUGGAACGCGUCCAGUUGCAAACCAGUGGAGAUUUCCCUUAAAGUGGCCGAUUUUAUGCGCCCCCUUGCACGUGGAGCAACCGAACAGCGAUGGGAACGUGCGGCGACUACAUCGAGCGGCUUUUCCCCGCAAUCGAUGCCGAUCUGAAGCAGUACGUGGAAAGCGUCCUGGCGACCAGCGCGGACGAAUUCGAGGACAGCGAAGAAGUGUACGACGCGAUCGGGGCCGUCCUGCACGAAGUGUCCGACAAGACCGAGGCGGACAUAAAGCACAUUUGCGACGAGCUGCUGAACAUGCUGCGACCGGGGAAAACGACGCAAAGCAACCGCACGCUCAAGAUCCUGGACGGGCCGAUUCAUCUGGGGUCGAUGGCCGAAACGCAGGACACCACGGUGGAGGAGAUCAAGAGCAUUUGGGUGGCGCAGCGCGACGACUCGCUGAAGGUGGACGCCCGGAAGCUGGAAAAGGCGCAGGCCAAGCUGCAGGAGAAGCAGGAGAAGCGGGGCAAGGAGGUGAAAAUGGUGGUGGCGCCCAAGCUGCAGACCGCCACCGCCUCGCAGGUGAUCAACAAGAAGGAGAGCAAGCUGGAGGCGAAAGGGACCAAUCGGGCGCAGGACAUUCGGAUCGAGAACUUCGAUAUCGCCUACGGCGACCGGGUGCUGCUGCAGGGGGCGGACGUGACGUUGGCCUUCGGCCGCCGGUACGGCCUGGUGGGGCGCAACGGCCUGGGCAAAAGUACGCUGCUGAGAAUGAUUUCUUCGGGCAACCUGAAGAUUCCCUCGCACAUUUCCAUUCUCCAUGUGGAACAGGAGGUGGUGGGGGACGAGACGCUGGCCUUGGACAGUGUGCUGGAGUGUGACGCUGUGCGCCAGGGGCUGCUGGAGCAGGAGAAGCUGGUCAGCGCCGCUAUUAAUUCCGGAUCCACAGACCCCGACUUGAACACGCAACUAUCGGAGGUUUACGCCCAGUUGCAGAACAUCGAGGCCGAUAAGGCGCCCGCACGGGCCUCAAUCAUUCUGGCCGGGCUCGGGUUCACCUCGCAAAUGCAGCAGAACGCCACCAAGACGUUUUCGGGCGGCUGGAGGAUGCGGCUUGCGCUUGCACGCGCCCUCUUUUCCAGACCGGACCUGCUGCUGCUGGACGAGCCCACCAACAUGUUGGACAUCAAGGCGAUCAUCUGGCUGGAAAACUACCUGCAGAACUGGCCGACCACGUUGUUGGUCGUGUCGCACGACCGCAACUUCCUGGACAGCGUCCCGACCGACAUUCUCUACCUGCACUCGCAGCGGCUCGAGCCCUAUCGGGGCAACUACGAGCAGUUCGACCGCACCAAAACCGAAAAACUGAAGAACCAGCAGCGCGAGUACGACGCUCAGCUGCAGCAGCGCCAGCAUGUGCAGGAGUUCAUCGAUCGGUUCCGCUACAACGCCAAUAGGGCGGCGCUGGUGCAGUCCAAGAUCAAAAUGCUGGAAAAAAUGCCGGAACUGAAGCCGAUCGUCAAGGAGACGGAGGUGGUGCUGCGCCUGCCCGACACCGAGCCGCUCUCCCCCCCCAUUCUCCAGCUGAACGAGGCCCUCUUCUGGUACCAGAGGGGGCGCGUGAUCUUCUCCAACGUCAACCUGGGCGCCACGAUGGAGUCGCGCAUCUGCAUAGUGGGCGACAACGGCGCCGGCAAAACCACCCUCUUGAAGAUCAUCAUGGGGCUGCUGACGCCCUCUGCCGGCACGCGGCACGUGCACCGCAACCUCAAGUUCGGCUACUUCAGUCAGCAUCACGUCGACCAGCUCGACAUGAACGUCAACUCCGUGGAGUUGCUGCAGCAACAGUACCCAGGCAAGGCCAUCGAGGAGUACCGCAGACAGUUGGGCAGUUUUGGGGUGUCCGGCGAUCUGGCGUUGCAGACGGUGUCCAGUCUGUCCGGGGGACAGAAAUCGCGCGUGGCCUUCGCCAGCAUGUGCCUGGGCCGGCCGAACUUCCUGGUGCUGGACGAGCCGACCAAUCACUUGGACAUUGAAACCAUCGAGGCCUUGGGCAAGGCCAUCAACAAGUACACGGGUGGAGUGAUUCUGGUGUCGCACGACGAGCGGCUGAUUCGGAUGGUGACGAACGAGUUGUGGCACUGCAGCGAGGGCACCGUGCGCAGCAUAGAGGGCGGGUUUGAUGAGUACCGGAAGAUCGUCGAGAUGGAGCUGGAGGCGGCGCAAGCCAAGUAAGAGGCAGUUGGUGGCCGGACUGGACAGAGUGGCGGAUGCGCGUUGGAGCGCUGCGUCUUGCGCCGCAGCGCUCGACACUGUGAUUUGCGUGCUACUAGCGUGUUAAGGAAGCGGCGCUUGCCCUUGCGUCACUGGGUGAUGUACGUUUGUUUCAGUUUUUAUAUAUUAAAAUUUUUAAACAUG